This is a messenger RNA of Haemonchus placei, 1092 nucleotides long. Lineage: Eukaryota; Metazoa; Nematoda; Chromadorea; Rhabditida; Trichostrongylidae. The record is from the annotation of a GenBank genome assembly.
GUUAUAGAAUGUGGAAGCGAAAGUUUGAGCGUACGAUUUACUACCCGAUCACCAUUUGAAGGUCAUAUUUACGUCAAAGGACAUUACUGGUCGCAAGGCUGUCGUUCUGAUGCGUCACUGGAAAGGACGGCAAACCUGACAGUUGCAUUUGCAGAGUGUGACGUACUACGGCAACGAUCGAACUCUCCGCGUGGACUUCUGCUUGCGUCGACAAUCAUCAUUUCUUUUCAUCCGAUGUUCGUGACGAAGGUCGAUAAAUCGUACAGAGUUCAAUGUUUUUACGCAGAAACAGCGAAGACGGUCACCCAGAACUUGAACGUCAGUGGGAUUGCUCUUCUUGAUAUGGUCAAUCGAAGACCGAAUUCGUAUUUACAAGAUUACUGCCAAAUGUGCCCGAUUUUCAGCGUUGCCCAUAAGCUCGUCGAUGAGACGCUCACUUCAACGGUACCCUUACCAGAAUGUCGAUACCAGGUGCUUGCUGGCGGAAAAGGUGGAGCUCCAUUGAAAUUCGCCUCGGUAGGUCAGCAGGUCUAUCACGAAUGGACGUGUGAUCCGGAAGGAAAAAUUGAAGAUUCCAGUUUUUGUGCUACUGUGCAUUCUUGCAAUGUCCGUGAAGAAGGAGGUCGAGAAGUGCAACUUCUUGACGAGAACGGUUGUGCUAUUGACAGGUACCUCCUAAACAACCUUGAGUACACAUCCGACUUGACGGGUGGACAGAUGUCGCAGGUCUUCAAAUUUGCUGAUCAGCCUUCUCUGUUUUUCCAAUGCCAGAUUCGAUUGAGCUUGAAGGAAGGAUCGGUUUGCAAGCGCUCAUCAGAUGAUUGCCCGAAGAUCCUUCGUGGCAAGCGUUCUACGGAUUUAGAAGAAAGCAAUGUUGAUGUAAUUUCUCAGCAGAUGACAAUCUUCGAUAUCGACGACACCACAGGUCCGACAACCUCUCGUCAAGAACAGAAGGAAGGGAACAUUUGCGUCUCACCACUCGCCGCAGGAUCUCUUUUAUUUCUUUUUGUAUCUACACUAAUGAUUUGUGUGUUGUCCAUCGUUUCUCUGAAUUGCCGAAAAGAGUCCGCACAUCAUAAACUCGUUGACUGA